AUGCUCGCCACGGCUAACAACUCCCUGAUCGCAGGCCGCACUACUAUAUUCUCGCCGGAAGGCCGGCUCUAUCAAAUUGAAUAUGCGAUGGAGGCCAUCUCGCAUGCCGGUACCGUCCUGGGCGUCCUGGCGAAAGACGGCGUCGUCCUCGCGGCGGAGAAGAAAGUCACGGGCAAGCUCCUGGAUCUGACAGGCGCGAAGGAGGGCGGGUACGGGGGCAGUGGGGAGAAGAUCUUCUUGCUCAACUCGAAUGUAAUCGGGGGUGUAGCAGGCCUGACGGCCGAUGCGAACUCGCUGAUCAACCACGCGCGGACGAUCGCACAGCGGCAUCUGCUAACGUACAACGAAGACAUCCCGGUCGAGAUACUCACGGAGAGGUUGUGCGAUAUGAAGCAGGGCUAUACGCAGUUCGGUGGUCUCCGCCCAUUCGGCGUAUCCCUCCUGUACGCGGGCUACGACCCGCAAUAUGAGUUCCAGCUCUACCACUCCGACCCCUCGGGCAACUACUCCGGGUGGAAGGCCACCUGCAUCGGCGCGAACAACGGCACCGCACAAAGUCUGCUGAAGCAGGAGUACAAAGACGAUAUCGAGGUGAAGGAUGCGAUCGGCCUGGUGCUGAGGGUGAUGAGCAAGACGAUGGACAGCACGACGCUGGGGAGCGAGAAGUUGGAAUUCGCGGUGCUCACGCUCGACCCCGAGACCAAGAAGCCCAAAGCAAAGAUAUACCGACCAUCAGAGAUCGAUGCGCUCCUACAGUCUGAGGGCUUGAAGAAGGAGGAUGAAGAGAUGAAGCCCUAG
This is a messenger RNA of Pleurotus ostreatus (oyster mushroom), 798 nucleotides long. RefSeq lists its product as uncharacterized. Gene Ontology annotation, biological process: ubiquitin-dependent protein catabolic process. The transcript is spliced from 6 exons. Gene Ontology annotation, cellular component: proteasome core complex, alpha-subunit complex; cytosol; proteasome core complex. Lineage: Eukaryota; Fungi; Basidiomycota; Agaricomycetes; Agaricales; Pleurotaceae. Bases 1 to 798 code for a protein of 265 amino acids. The record is from RefSeq and is a predicted model, not a curated record.